Messenger RNA from Prorocentrum cordatum, 1278 nucleotides. Lineage: Eukaryota; Dinophyceae; Prorocentrales; Prorocentraceae. The record is from the annotation of a GenBank genome assembly.
AUGCUGAUGCAGGAAGCCGAGCAAGUCGACGACGUGAGGGCGAUGAAGGUCAUGGUUGACUUGUACAACACGACGCCCGUGCAGGAUAUGAGGUCCACGCAGAACCCCCGGGCGCUCGGCGACAGCGACCGCGAGGAGCAGGCGAAGAAGUACAGCAAGAAACAAUGGGACAACUACAACUUCUGGAAAAAGAUCAUGGAGGGCGGGCACGUCGUGAAUACGAGUGGCGCGGCUGGCAAUCCCGCGGCAGGCCGGUGGGCUCGAGCCGUGGCAGCCGAUAAGAACAUGUCCAAGCAGUGCGCUGCAAAGAAGGAGGAGGGCCCAGACGCGCUGGCGGCUUUCCGCGCGGAGUGGGCCGAGAAGCAAUGGGCCAAGUAUUCGCACAUGCAGAAGAAGGAGACCAGCUUGGUGAAGAGGAAGCUAAAGAAAGCUUCAUACCUGCCGAUUGGCAGGGUCGCCUGGCUUGAAGGCGGCGGGAAGCUCGGCUGGAUCCAGGCGACUCGCUACUUCACGAAGUGCAUUCGCAUGGGGCCGCCAUGGGUGAAGUUCAACAAGAUGACGGAAGUAAUCAUGCGCUUGUACGGCGAGGAGUCGAUCGAGGAGGAGUUCGUUGAGGCGUGGAGCCAUCACCAGACGUGGUUCGACGCCGAGGUCUUGAGCGACGGCGAGGCUAAGAGGCAGGCCCAGCAGCAGAUGCAGACCGCGCAGGUGGCCGCUGAUUUCGCGGCUUCGUUCGCCGUCAACGACGUCACCGUCGCGAUGGGGGCCCCGCAGCAGCCGCAGGCAGUGCAGGCCGCAGCAGCAGGAGGCGCGAAGCCAACGACGGGCCUGCAGACGACGCUGGAGGGCCUGGAGGGGCAGGUCGCUGGCGCUGCAGCUGGCUCUUCGGGCCCCGCCCCCGCCCCAGCGGCUGCGGCGGUGGCCGCGGGCGGCGGCCAGGGGGCGGCGGCCCUGCCAGCCGCGGCGGCUUCGGCGGCAGGCGCAGAGGAGGCUGCCCCCGACGGCAAGAGGAAGGGCAUCGAGCAGCUGGAGCAGAGCCCAGGCACCAGGAGGAGGAUCUCCAGCAAGUCGGCCGACGACAAGGCCAAUGAGGGACCGGGGACGGACGGCGAGAAGCAGCUCUUCAAGGAUGCCAAGGCAGCGCUCGCCCUCUUCGGUCAGGCGACGUCGCCUGCAGCGACGCUCCAGAGCCCCAUUGAGAGGGGCGACGCCUGGAAGUGGGCGCAAGACGAUAAGCAUUUCAAGUUGCUGAAGCAGGACCGAUGGUUUGAGCCAUAA